This is a messenger RNA of Limanda limanda (common dab), 771 nucleotides long. Its product is annotated as hepatitis A virus cellular receptor 1 homolog. The transcript has 7 exons. The record is from RefSeq and is a predicted model, not a curated record. Lineage: Eukaryota; Metazoa; Chordata; Actinopteri; Pleuronectiformes; Pleuronectidae. The coding region runs from base 1 to 597 and encodes 198 amino acids.
AUGAAGCUGCUGCUGCUGCUCGCUCUGCUCUCAGGUGGUGAAGGUGUCAGCGACAGGAGCGUUGCCGGCCGAGUCGGUGGCAGCGUCACUCUAACGUGUCGCUAUGACAUGAAGGAUCACAAGCCGCUGUCAGUUUGCUGGAAUCGAGGAGACAUACCAUUGCGUAAAUGCGACAAUGAGCUCAUCGCAACAGACGGGCUCAGCGUGAGAGAGGACAGCAGAAGGUCCAGCAGGUAUCAGCUGCUGGGACGACUGGACCGGGGGGACGUGUCCCUGACCAUCCUGAAAGUCACAGAGUGGGACGCUGGACGAUACGGCUGCAGAGUGGACAUCCCCGGCUGGUUCAAUGAUGAAAAACAUCACUUUGACUUGACUGUUGACUCAGAUCCACAGACGACCACAUCAGUGACCUCAGAGACGUCCACACUGCAGACAACCGUCACACACACUGCAGGUCACAUGAACGCCACAGAAACCGUCCCGACUUCCUCCUUUAGCAGCAUCAUCAGAUGUGUCAUGUUCGGGUUAUUAGUGUUGGUCACAGCGGGCGGAGUCGUCGUCCUCGUGAGAAAAUGGAUGCGACUUCACAAAGUGUGACACAAUACGAUGCCUGACAGAGGAAGCAGGAAGUGAGGUCACCAACCCCACAGAGCCAAUGGUGGCGCUGGUUCAGGUAGAAACCAGCAAGACGUGACCAGUAUGAUUCUCUUUAACCAUCAGAGGCUCCUGUCAAUAAAUAGAUUGAUCGUUAAAGCUCCAAGACGUAAACCA